GCAAAACCCCACAGAGCCUACGAGUCCACUGCUAAGGAGAACAUCCCUCCCAAGUCUAUAGCACAGGAGAAAGAGGAGAGUUGCACCGUGGGUCUACCACUCGGCGUGGAGUACGAGCGGAAGAAACAGAGGCUGCAGCAUGAACUCCGUAUGGACUACAGGCGCUACAUGGCUCAGAAAAACCACUUUGGCCAUGCAGAGCCUGGACCGUUAAUUCGCCUCAAUAAUAGGAGAUCCAUCAAGCAACACCUGCUUGAAAGCCAGACGGACGUUCUUCCCAAACAGCGCCCGCCCUCCCGGAGGGAUGCAGCCACUCUCACAGAGGACAGCAGGGGACUGCACAGGGCUUUGCGUCUCGCUGAGCUUAUGACCCUCUGUCCUGAGGCGGACCAGGAGCAGGCGUCAGUACUUCCCAGACACUGUGACAGGCUGGGGAAGCCUCUGGACCGGGACUCCGAGGAGGAGGAGGAGGAGGAGGAGGAGGAGGAGGAGGAAUACUUUAAGGAGCUGGAACUAGUGGAAGGAAGAAGGCGCAGGCAUAUAGGGGUCGAGGCCAGUUAUGAGAAGAGACGAUCCAAUAAGACCGAUGGCAGGGAGCAGAGGGAGGAUCUAGUAGGCAGGGGAUCGAGAGCACUGACCAACAAUGAGGAUGUGGAGUUUGCCACUGGCCUCAAAAUAGGAGCAGUCGAUACAGAGGACGCCUUACAGAGGAGGAAGGAGCGCUACAGACGGGAGCUGCAGGAGCAGAUCGCUGAACAGCAUAGGAACAAGAAGAGGGAGAAAGAUUUGGAGCUGAAAGUCACUGCAACGGGACCAAACGAUCCUGAGAAACGGCCGUACCGAAUCAGACAGUUUGGUCUGUGCCGAAGAGAAACUCAUCAGGCCUUGGAGCCUUCAGCAACGGGAGGGAGUGAGACCUCAUCCAGAGGCCUCCCUAAUAACGUGAAGAUGGGUGUGCGAGUCAGAGAGACUCCUCUUCCUCCUCCCGAGCAGCCCCAUGUGGCCUUCCAGUCCCCUCUGCUGGAGUAUAGCUCCGCCCUGAGCCUGUCGCCCAACAGCCAGCCUGCUGGCCCCUCCUUCCCCAGAACCACGGACACUCCCAGAAUCCCCUUGUUUGCUCCUCAUCCUCCUCCAGCCCUCAGUGAAGCCUACAGGAGCCCGUAUGGAGAGCCCCAUCACUACUACGGCACCAGAAACCUGCUCGACCCCAACAUGGCCCACUAUGGUCCCUUGUCUGUUCCUCCCGUGUCCUACUGGAACGUACCAGCAGGAGGAGCUCCGCCCAGCCACUUUGGAAACCACAGCCAGCACAGUGGCAGCAGCUUCCCUGAGCCUCCAACACAGCCUAGCAGUGAGGCGGCCCCUGUGGAGUCGCACAUCAGGGUUUUCCCCUCCGACAGAUCCAGAUCAACCCCCGAGAGGGUUUUGCGCUACAGGGAGGCUUUGAAACAGCAGGUGGGUAAACCUUCCUACUGCCAUCGUGCAUUGGAAUCAUCACGCUCCUCUGAAACACAAGGAGCUCAGUCCGGGUGUGUAGAUCUUAAUGGUUGCAUUAUAAUUACAGUAUCUGAGGACAUGGAUGAAGUUUCCACCUCGUACCUCUGGUUUUCUGUAUGUAACAAGGCGCCCGCUGCCUGCUCAUGCUCGCGGCUUUCCGUGCAUGAACUUCACAAAUAGCUCACUGAUAAAAGCACUAUUAAGAAGUCUGAAGAUUUUACAAAAGAUGGCAAAUUAGUUUUUAAAUGCUUUAGAAACAGGCAUUUGAUUACAUGUUUAGCCAGCCAAAUCGAAUCGUUUACAGGAUAUUUAACCUUUUUAUUAUUAUUAUUAUUAUUAUUAUUAUUAUUAUUAUUAUACAUUUAAUUCUUGAUUUUUCCAGUUACGCUUGUUGACGUCUUGCUUCUUCACGGUACGGUUUGUUUGUCCGCCCUCUGGUGUUUCGGAGAAUAAUGCAAAAAGCUUUUGAACGUCAAUAGUUAAAGACGGUAAAGGAUUUGUACAUUCAUUUGUACUUCAUUAUGGGUUAAACCCACAAUAAAUGGCUGUGUAUGAACAGCAUCACCUUGGCUCGGCUCCUCUUUGGUUGUUCGCAGGUUUCUUUGAACUCUUACUGCAUCCUAGUCUGUGAUAUGUUGGCAGGAAGCUUCCAGCGGAGGGCGCAGCGAGCUUUACAACAAGGUAAAACAGACCUAGUUAAGACUAAAAGAUCUAGUGAAAGUGGAGUCCGCCCCUUAGAUCCUCAUUCAUUUGUAGACGGUCCACCGUAGACGUGUUGUGAGAUCUCCUCCCUACUCAGCUGGUACUUUACAUCCCAGUUCCCCCUCAAUCCCAUAAGUCCUUCCUUCCUUCUCCGCUCUACUUGUCCCCGAGGCUUGCAUUCUUUGUGCAUUGGAACAUCCCAGAGUGCAUUAUCAUACUGAUACCGACACAUGUGCCUUUAAUUCUGCCCCUCUAUCAUAGAGUUAUAAGUACCAAUUCCUGUUGUGCUGUGCAUUGUGGGAAACGUGCAGAAGUUGUGUACUAUUGGCUCAUGAGUUGCACUUGCAACAUGUGAUUAUUCAAACUGAAAUGUGACAAUGAACUAAACCUCAAAAUGUAUACCUUUUUUUGGCAUCAGGAUUAUACUGUCAUGGAAAUGUAUCUUAUUUUUAUGUUUGACUGUUGGCUGGAGUUUAUAUACUGUAUGUUUGUAUGUAUGUAUGUAUGUACAGUUGUGUGAAAAAGUGU
This is a messenger RNA of Anarrhichthys ocellatus (wolf-eel), 2727 nucleotides long. RefSeq names its product centrosome and spindle pole-associated protein 1-like. The record is from RefSeq and is a predicted model, not a curated record. NCBI's taxonomy places the organism in Eukaryota, Metazoa, Chordata, Actinopteri, Perciformes, Anarhichadidae. Gene Ontology annotation, biological process: positive regulation of cytokinesis. The annotation marks the transcript as partial. Gene Ontology annotation, cellular component: microtubule; centrosome; spindle pole. The transcript is spliced from 11 exons.